Molecule: messenger RNA, 1983 nt
Organism: Puma concolor (puma)
Lineage: Eukaryota; Metazoa; Chordata; Mammalia; Carnivora; Felidae
Gene: HDC
Product: histidine decarboxylase
Biological process (GO): L-histidine catabolic process; histamine biosynthetic process
Cellular component (GO): cytoplasm
Molecular function (GO): histidine decarboxylase activity; pyridoxal phosphate binding
Source: RefSeq, a predicted model, not a curated record
AUGGAGCCCGAGGAGUACAGGCAGAGAGGAAAAGAGAUGGUGGAUUACAUCUGCCAGUACCUGAGCACCGUGCGGGAGCGGCGGGUGACUCCAGACGUGCGUCCUGGUUACUUGCGAGCCCAGCUGCCUGACAGUGCUCCCGAGGAACCUGACAGCUGGGACAGCAUCUUUGGGGAUAUUGAGCGAAUCAUCAUGCCUGGGGUGGUACACUGGCAGAGCCCCCACAUGCACGCCUACUACCCGGCUCUCACCUCAUGGCCAUCACUGCUGGGAGACAUGCUGGCCGAUGCCAUCAACUGCUUGGGAUUCACCUGGGCUUCCAGCCCUGCAUGCACGGAGCUGGAGAUGAACGUCAUGGACUGGCUGGCAAAAAUGCUGGGACUCCCAGAGCACUUCCUGCAUCACCAACCUGGCAGCCAGGGAGGCGGCGUCUUGCAGAGCACAGUCAGUGAGUCCACCUUGAUUGCCCUGCUGGCAGCAAGGAAGAACAAAAUCCUAGAAAUGAAAGCUUCUGAACCUGGGGCAGACGAGUCCUCCCUAAACGCCCGGCUCAUUGCCUAUGCCUCUGACCAGGCUCACUCAUCAGUAGAAAAAGCUGGUUUGAUUUCUCUUGUGAAGAUGAAAUUUCUGCCUGUGGAUGACAACUUCUCACUCCGAGGGGAAGCUCUUCAGGAAGCCAUCAAAGAGGACAAGGAGAGGGGCUUGGUGCCUGUCUUUGUGUGUGCAACGCUGGGGACCACAGGGGUCUGUGCAUUUGACUGCCUGUCAGAGCUGGGCCCCAUCUGUGCCAGUGAGGGGCUGUGGCUCCACAUCGAUGCUGCCUACGCAGGCACUGCCUUCCUGUGCCCCGAGUUCCGGGGGUUUCUGAAGGGCAUCGAGUAUGCCGAUUCCUUCACCUUUAAUCCUUCCAAGUGGAUGAUGGUGCACUUUGACUGUACUGGGUUCUGGGUCAAGGACAAGUACAAGCUGCAGCAGACCUUCAGCGUGAACCCCAUCUACCUCAGGCAUGCCAACUCGGGCAUGGCCACUGACUUCAUGCACUGGCAGAUCCCCCUGAGCCGGCGGUUUCGUUCUAUUAAACUCUGGUUCGUGAUUCGGUCCUUUGGGGUGAAGAAUCUUCAAGCACACGUCAGACAUGGAACUGAAAUGGCAAAAUAUUUUGAAUCUCUGGUCAGAAAUGACCCUUUCUUUGAAAUUCCUGCCAAGAGGCACCUUGGCCUGGUGGUUUUUCGUCUAAAGGGUCCUAAUUGUCUCACAGAAAGUGUAUUAAAGGAAUUAGCUAGAGAUGGUCGUCUCUUCCUCAUUCCGGCCACUAUCCAGGACAAACUGAUUAUUCGUUUCACUGUGACAUCCCAGUUCACCACCAGAGAUGACAUCCUGAGAGACUGGAAUCUCAUUCGAGAUGCUGCCACUCUUAUCAUGAGUCAGCACUGUACUUCCCAACCUAGCCCUCAGGUUGGGAACCUCAUCUCCCAAACCAUGGGACCCAGAGCCUUGGCCAAUGGGAUGUCCCUUCAGUCUGUCAGUGGGGCCGGAUAUGACCCAGCCCAGGCCAGGAAGAUCAUCAAGCAGCCUCAACAUGUGGAAGCCAGUCCUGUGAGAAAGGAAGACAGCUGCCAUCUUGAAACCCUGCUGGACCCACUUGACGAUGACUGCUUUUCAGAAGAGGCCCCGGAUGUCACCAAGCACAAGCUGUCCUCCUUCCUGUUCAAUUAUUUGUCCGUGCAAAAUAAGAAGAAGGCAGUGCGUUCCUUCAGUUGCAACAGCAUGCCUGUGAGUGCUCAGAAGCCACUGCACACAGAUGGCUCUGUGAAGGGCUCUUCUAGGGCCAGAAUCUUCUCUAGGUUUCCAGAAGAAAUGAUGAUGCUAAAGAAAAGUGCCUUCAAAAAACUAAUCAAGUUUUACAGUGUCCCCAGCUUUCCCGAAUGCAGCUCUCAGUGUGGGCUCCAGUUGCCCUGUUGCCCUCUGCAGGCAAUGGUUUAG